GCAGCGCCGCUCUAUAAAACACCACGCAGUAGAAACUGGCCGUAACAUAAAGUGAAGAUGGGCGCCCUGAAACUUCUACCCGCUGUGUGUAUAGUGCUGGCGAUCGUGCCGUGGGUGAACUGUUUAAACCUAUCCCAACCGACCACCCGUGAUUGGUGGCAAAAGGCGGCCUUCUAUCAAAUAUAUCCAAGAUCGUUUAUGGACAGCGAUGGCGAUGGAGUGGGUGAUUUGAACGGUAUUGCAUCGCGGUUACCGUACCUGAAAGCGAUCGGCGUUAAGGCGUUUUGGCUCUCACCCAUCUACAAAUCGCCGAUGGUGGACUUUGGCUACGAUAUAUCCGACUUUCGCGACAUUCACGAGGAGUUUGGCACGAUGGCCGAUUUCGAGCGGCUGGUGGAGCAGGCGCGUGCUCUCGACUUGAAAGUGAUCAUGGACUUUGUACCGAACCAUUCGAGCAAUCUGCACGAGUGGUUCAUCAAGUCGGAAAACCGCGAAUCAGGCUAUGAGGAUUAUUACGUGUGGCACGAUGGGAAAACGAAUCCGGCCGGUGGAAGGAACUUACCGCCAAACAAUUGGAUUCAAGCGUUCCGUGGCAGUGCCUGGCAGUGGAGCGACAAGCGACAGCAGUACUACCUACAUCAGUUUACCGUAGAGCAGCCCGAUCUUAACUACCGCAAUCCGAAGGUGGUGCAGGAAAUGAAGGAUGUGUUACUGUUCUGGCUGGACAAAGGAGUGGAUGGGUUUCGGAUCGAUGCCGUCCCGACACUUUACGAAGAUACGGAGCUGCGUGACGAACCGUUGAGCGGUUUGGUGGAUGAUCCGGAAGAUACCAACUACCUGUCCCACAUCUACACCCAGGAUCUGCCCGAAACGGUUGAGAUGGUGUACGAGUGGAGGGAACUGAUCGAUGCUUACCAGCAGCAACAUGGUGGGGAGACUAGGGUCAUCAUGACGGAAGCCUACUCGUCGCUGGACAUUAUAAAGACCUACUACCAGAGCAGCUCGGGACGGUUGGGAUCGCAUAUGCCGUUUAACUUUAGGCUUAUCACCGAGGUGAACAAGCAAUCGCCGGCGUCCGACUACGUGAAGGUAGUAAGGGACUGGAUGAGCAUCCUGCCCGCCGGUCAGGUGCCAAACUGGGUGAUGGGUAACCAUGAUCGACCACGCGUUGGGACACGGCUUGGCGAGGAACGCAUUGACGCGCUGAACAUGAUCUUGCUCAGUCUUUCUGGGGCGAGUGUCACGUAUCAGGGUGAAGAGAUUGGCAUGACGGAUGUGUACAUUUCCUGGGAGGAUACCGUCGAUCCGGCUGCCUGCAAUGCGGGCCAAGACUUGUACGAGGAAAAAUCACGCGAUCCAUGCCGCACACCGUUCCAGUGGGAUAAUACGGCGAUGGCAGGCUUUACGACUGGAUCCAGCACAUGGCUACCGGUGGGUGAUCGGUACAGGGAAGUAAACGUGCUCGUACAGCAGCAGGCCGAAAAGAGUCAUCUGAAGGUGUACCGGUCAAUGAUGGAGCUUAGAAAGUCGCGCACCUUCCAGCUAGGCACUGUGAAGGCGGUUGCCUUGGGGGAUUCUGUGCUGGCAGUUGUACGAGAGCUAACGAACUUUAGCACGUACAUUACGCUGGCCAAUCUUGGCAGCCAGCUGGAGGUGGUAAAUGCUGUUGCGUUGUCUAAUUCACUGCCGGACAAGCUGUACUUUGAUGUAGUCAGUGUCGGUUCGCACAAUAUUCGAGGAGGAUCGGUAGCGACAAAGGAUAUUGUUUUGCUUCCCAACGAAGCGUUCGUGUUGAAAGCGCGCGUGGGACCGGUAGAAAAGGUUUAUUCGUCUAUUUGUGAUAGUUGGCUUCAAUAAACAUUUUAAUCAUUAUGGAGAA
This is a messenger RNA of Anopheles stephensi (Asian malaria mosquito), 1879 nucleotides long. RefSeq names its product maltase A3-like. Gene Ontology annotation, biological process: carbohydrate metabolic process. Lineage: Eukaryota; Metazoa; Arthropoda; Insecta; Diptera; Culicidae. The record is from RefSeq and is a predicted model, not a curated record. The coding region runs from base 58 to 1857 and encodes 599 amino acids. The transcript has 4 exons.